ACCACAGGGGCCCCUGCUGCCUAUAGCCUCUUAACCACACAGCACCAUGGAUAAGUGUGGACGCCCUGGAUUCAGACCCCAGCUUUGCCCUUGGCCAGAAUACCUGGCUUUGCUGUGACUGCUUCCCCGUCUACAACAUGGGGGAGUGUCCAUCAGGAGAGCUUCACCUCCUUGAGUAUUAAAGCCUAACAGUACUGAGCUAUUUGCCUGUCAAAAUGUCUGCAAAAUUGGGAAAGUCAUCAUCACUCCUAACAAAAACUUCAGAGGAGUGUAAUGGGAUUCUGACAGUGAAGAUGGAAGAGGAAGAGCAGACCUGUGAUCUGGACUCUAGCCUCCACUGGAGCAGCAGCUACAGCCCAGAGACCUUCCACCAGCAGUUCAGGCAGUUUGGCUACCAGGAUUCACCUAGGCCCUGGGAGGCUCUGAGCCAGCUCCGGGAACUUUGUCAUCUCUGGCUGAGGCCGGAGGUGCACACCAAGGAGCAGAUCCUGGAGCUGCUGGUGCUGGAGCGGUUCCUGGCCAUCCUCCCAAAAGAGCUUCAGGCCUGGGUGCAGAAGCAUCAUCCAGAGAAUGGAGAGGAGACGACUGUGCUGGAGGAUGUGGAGAGAGAGCUUGAUGGACCACAGCAGAUCUUUUUUCGACAAAGGAAGGACAUGAUUGCAGAGAAGCUAGCACCUUCAGAAAUCACUGAGGAAUUGCCAAGUAGCCAGCUCAUGCCUGUGAAGAAGCAGCUCCAGGGAGCAUCAUGGGAGCUUCAGUCCUUAAGACCACAUGAUGAAGACAUCAAAACUAUAAAUGUGAAAUCUUCUUUAAGGCAAAAGACUUCUUUAGGCAUAGAACUGCAUUGCGAUGUUUCCAACAUCCUUCAUAUGAAUGCCUCCCAGAUUUCCACAUAUAGAGGAACCUAUGAACAAGAUGGUAGAUUUGAAAGGAGACAAGGAAACCCUUCUCCGAAAAAACAACACAAAUGUGAUGAAUGUGGCAAAAUCUUUAGUCAGAGCUCAGCCUUUAUUUUACAUCAGAGAAUCCACAGUGGAGAGAAACCUUAUGCGUGUGACGAGUGUGCAAAGGCAUUCAGCCGAAGCGUGAUUCUGAUUCAGCAUCGAAGAACCCAUACUGGUGAGAAGCCCUGCAAGUGUCAUGACUGUGGCAAAGCCUUUAGUCAGAACUCGAAUCUUUUUAGACAUAGGAAAAGACAAAAAGUCCCAUAAGUAUCAUGAGGGAAUCAAAGCAUAUACUCAGAGCUAUUUCAGCACAAUGGAAGACACAAGGUGCAAAUGCUCCUUAGUAUAAAGCAGUGGUCUUAGUAAGCACCAGUCUCCUUUCAAGAAUCAUGAAAGCCACAGGAGAGAAGGUUGAAGAUCUCAUGUCAGCAUUAUUUGCUUUUCUGCUUAUCAAUGCAGUCUCAAUUCUGAUGUUUGCAAUUCCAAAGCUUAAUUCAGAUUUCCAUCCCUAUGCAGCCCUUGAAAAGGCAUUCUCAAUGUUCUACUAUUUUCAUUAUUAACACACAUAAUGAACUAGUAUAUAUCUUUUUAGACAAGUGUGUUUUUUCCCUCAUUGAGAAGGAAUGUGUGAGUUACCCUGUGUAAAAAUAGACAUUCUCCUCCAUUUCAUAACUUGAGCACUAGAAUUCUAAAGACCAAAAAUUAAAGCACUCAAAAAAAAUUCCUGGCUGGGUGCGGUGGCUCAUGCCUGUAAUACUAGCACUUUGGGAGGCCCAGGCGGGCAGAUUGCCUGAACUCAGGAGUUCAAGACCAGCCUGGACAACACGGCGAAACCCUGUCUCUACUAAAAUUCAAAAAUUAGCCAGGCAUGGCAGCGUGCACCUGUAAUCCCAGCUACUAGGGAGGCUGAGGCAGGAAAAUUGCUUGAACCCCUCGGACAGAGCAAGACUCAGUCUCUAAAAAAAAUAAAUAAAAAUAAAAAACAAUUCCUAUUUUGUCUUCUGUUAUCAGAUUCAAAAUAUGAACAUAUGAUUGCAGAGGCCCAAAAGAAUUUGUACUUCAAGACUAGGCUGAAGUGUCCCAGGUCACUUUCAGGAGGCAGAUAAAUAAAGGGCCUUAAUCUUUUAUGAAAGCACACGAGAGCCUCCAUACUAUUGAUAUCAAGUUAAUUUCCCAUGUUGGAAAAAAAUAAUCUCCUUCGCAAUGUAAUUUGGAAAUAAGUCAAUGGAAACAUGAAAAUGACUGCCUGUCUACAAGGAGUCGGCUAAACAUAAGGAACGUUUUCAUAACAAUAUUAUUCUAUGGGCGCUUCUGUAAGGUGGAUGAUCAUCUUAAUAUAAAGAAAAAAGGGAGAUGAACAAAAUUGUCAAACAAGACUGAUGUACCACAAGUGUUGACAAGUACAGUGUGUGACGGAGAAAUGUACCACAGCUUAACUGGAAGAGGAAGCCCUUAACUGCUGAUGACAAUGCUUCAAUGUCCCCUUUUCUGGCAUAAAUCAACUAUGAAUAUGUUUCAAGCAUCACAAGACAACCUUUUCAGAGUCUUCUGUAUUCUUAGUAAGAUGAGUUUCUGGACAUGCUGUCAUGAAAUGAGACCCUGGAUUUUGAUGCUCUUGUACAUAUGGACAAAUCACUGAAGUUCAAUUUAAAGGGUCCACUGCAGUCCCUUAUAAACAAUUGUUGAACCUAACCAUUAUAGUUUAUAAAUUUUAAGACAUUUAUGGGAUAUCUUAUUUGGCUUAUCUAUGGGAUAUGAGUAGCUAUGUUUUACCUGUAUUUAAUUCAGCCAGAUUCCCUGUUUAAAAAUAAAAUUACUGAAUUGUACAUUAUUAAAAUUAUUCUGACAGUGGACAAACAACAUAA
Symphalangus syndactylus (siamang) is the source of this 2809-nucleotide messenger RNA. RefSeq names its product zinc finger protein 396 (gene ZNF396). The record is from RefSeq and is a predicted model, not a curated record. NCBI's taxonomy places the organism in Eukaryota, Metazoa, Chordata, Mammalia, Primates, Hylobatidae.